Phytophthora infestans T30-4 is the source of this 1203-nucleotide messenger RNA. Its product is annotated as C2 domain-containing protein, putative. Lineage: Eukaryota; Oomycota; Peronosporomycetes; Peronosporales; Peronosporaceae. Bases 1 to 1203 code for a protein of 400 amino acids. The transcript is spliced from 3 exons. Gene Ontology annotation, biological process: positive regulation of gene expression. The record is from RefSeq and is a predicted model, not a curated record.
AUGGGCCAAGCACCUUCCGGCGCCAAGAGCGGGCGGCCCGCCUUGACGCAUUCGACGCCCACCUUGUUCCCAUUGCCGUCCGAUGAAUCCGAUCUCCCCGACAACGCCGUCCUCGAUGUAGAGCUCGAGAUCGUGUCCGCAAAAGACAUCAUUGCAGGCGACUAUUUAGGCGUCACGGCUCUUCUGAAGGGCCAAUUGAGCUCUAGCGACGCGUACGCAGUGAUCGAAGUGGACGGCCACAAAGUGGCCUGGACACAUCCAGUCUUUUCCACUCUGGAACCUGUUUGGAACGAGAAAUUCUUCUUUAAGAACGUCCGGCCCGACUCCUUGUGCAAGCUCUACUUGUUUGACAAGGACGUGAAUACCGAUGACGAGCUGGGAGAGACGCAGUUUACAGCGGCCAACACGGACGGCACCGUGUCAACGUUCGAGCUGGCCAUUUAUCUCCAUGGCCGAAGUGCCGGCACAAUUGUCGUCAAGGUCAAGUCAUUCCCGGUCGAGCCCAUGCGUCGUGUCGUGUGCCACGAGUACGGCCCUGUGCGUUAUUCGGUACACUCGAGUGUGACUGCUGGACUGAUGACCAUGUCCACGUCGAACGAGGCCAGGAUCGAGUCCCUGGCGUAUCAUAUUCAGUUGCAUAAUAUCCACCAAUUUUUGCCAACGGAGCACGAGUGGAACAAGGAUUAUCCGACAAUUCAACGGAUUUUCUCUCCCGAUUAUCCAGGGUCACCAGUGUUGCGUCAGGCCAUCAUGACGCAACACGCCGUGAUCUACACCCAUGGGCCGAUGAACACCAAGUACGGCGCCAUCUCGUCGCCGCGGGAGUUCUUCAAGCUGAUUCAUGAUGGCCGGCGACAGGAUAAAGCAGUGCUGUUCACCUACGUCAUCACCAAGAACGGCUGGUAUUUCUCCGAGACUGGUGCUGCGUUUUUCAAGGAUAUGUUGUCCAAGCACAUGUUGCACUCGGGUGCUGCGUUCUCGGUCUUGUAUGCUGGCGAGUUUCGAGUGGAUAACUACUUGUUUGGAGAACCAAAGCUCGUUAUUGACAACGAUAGUGGCACGUAUGCACCACCGAAAGAGGAUCUGCCACAACUUAAGGCACUUAUGGAGGAUAACUUCCCUGGAAUGACAGUCGAGGCGUUGAAUCGCGAAAACGAAGAGCAGCAGAAGACACGCAAGGAGAUUUUGGGCUCGUGGAUGUGA